This is a messenger RNA of Perognathus longimembris pacificus (Pacific pocket mouse), 11257 nucleotides long. It is a transcript of the gene Golgb1, whose product is annotated as golgin B1. The transcript is spliced from 22 exons. NCBI's taxonomy places the organism in Eukaryota, Metazoa, Chordata, Mammalia, Rodentia, Heteromyidae. Gene Ontology annotation, cellular component: Golgi apparatus; membrane; endoplasmic reticulum-Golgi intermediate compartment. The coding region runs from base 258 to 10049 and encodes 3263 amino acids. The record is from RefSeq and is a predicted model, not a curated record.
ACCGAACGACUUGGUGGCCCUGAUUGGCUGCUGUCACUAGUUACAAACAAGGCGUGCCUGGUCUCCGUGGUAACGCCCCGCCGAUACCGUUGAUUGGUUGAUGUCAUAAUCCCACCUUCCGUCCCGACCGCGAGGGGUUGAGUCCCUGGCGGGGAGCGGCGCGGCGGUGGUAUGUGUAGCGCUUGGGAUUCCCGAGCUGACGUGGCUUAGAUUGGGAAGGGGGCCGCUGGAGCCUCCGGCGGAAGCCGCUUCCAGAAAUGCUGAGCCGAUUAUCAGGAUUAGCAAAUAUUGUUUUACAUGAAUUAGCAGGAGAUAACACAGAUCAGAAUAUGACUGCUCCUUUAGCUCCUGAACUACCCCAGGAAUCAGACAUGGAGUUUAAUAAUAGAACACAAGAGGAUGUUCUGGAGCAGCUGGCUUACACAGAGCAGUUGGUGGUGGAACUAAAAGAUACUAUUAGACAAAAGGAUAUUGAACUACAGCAAAAGGAUGAACUUCUCCAGGAAGAAAGGAAAGCUGCUGAUAACAAAAUUAAAAAAUUAAAACUACAUGCAAAGGCCAAAUUAACUUCUCUGAAUAAACACAUAGAAGAAAUAAAGGCACAAGGAGCGACUGCUCUGCCUACAGAACCUCAGUCAGAGGACUCAUUCUCCAAGCAUAAUAAGAGUUCUUUGGAAGAGGAGAUGGAAGUAGAAAAGAUAAAACAUGACCUCCAGGAGAAGGAGAAACUUAUUAGCACUUUGCAAGCCCAACUUACCUGUGCACAGGCGGAACAAGUUGCACAGUUUGAUAAGAUUUCUGCAGAUAUGGAAGAAUUUGUACUGAUGAAGCAGCAGCUUCAGGAGAAGGAGGAACGCAUUAGCACUUUGGAAAACCAGCUCAGCCAGACACAGGCAGAGCAAGCUGCACAGUUGAGUUCCAUGCAGCAGGUGGUCCGAGAGAAAGAUGCCCGCUUUGAAACACAAGUUCGUCUUCAUGAAGAUGAGCUUCUUCAGUUAGUAACCCAGGCAGAUGUGGAAACAGAGUUGCAACAGAAAUUGAAGGUGCUGCAGAGGAAGCUUGAAGAGCAUGAAGAAGCCUUGUUGGGCCGUGCUCAGGUUGUAGCCUUGCUGCAACAGGAGCUGACUGUAGCUGAACAGAAAAAUCAGGUACUUUCGCAGCAGUUAAAGCAGAUGGAAGCUGAGCGUAAUACAUUAAGUAACACUAUUGAAGCAGAACGACAGGAGACCAAGAUUCUUAUGGAAAAGAUGGAACUUGAAGUAGCAGAGAGAAAAUUAUCCUUUCAUAACCUACAGGAAGAGAUGCAUCAUCUUUUGGGACAGGUUGACCAAGCAGGCCAAACCCAGGCUGAACUGGAGGCUAAGUGCCAGUCUUUAGAACAAAAGUACAAAGUAGAUAUGGAAGAGAAGACCUCUCACAUUUUGAGUUUUCAAAAGACUGAAAAAGAGCUACUGUCUGCCUGUGAUGCUCUAAAGGAUGAAAAUUCAAAACUUCUCCAAGAUAAAAAUGAACUGGCAGUUGAGUCAGCCCGGGCCAUUCAGCAGCUGGAAGAUCAACUCCAGCUAAAAGCCCAAGAAAUUAGCCAAUUUCUAAAUAAAACAACCUUGCAAAAAGAUGAAACAGCAUCUCAGACUUCUUUCCCAGAUGUUUAUAAUGAGGCAGUCACUGAAGAGAAUAUUGCCUCUUUGCAGAAGAGAGUGGUAGAACUAGAAAAUGAAAAGGGAGCCUUGCUUCUUAGUUCUAUAGAGCUGGAGGAACUGAGAGCUGAGAAUGAAAAACUCACUUCUCAGAUUGCUCUCCUGGAGGCUCAAAAUAGAACUGGAGAAGCACACAGUGGUGUCUCCGAGACCAACACGGUUGAUUCUACUGUGCUCAACAUGAACAGCUCUCCUACCGAUAAAGUUGAAGAUGUUGUAGAAAGCACAUCUUUUCAGAAACAUAAAGAAUUAUCAGUCUUAUUGGUGGAAAUGAAAGAAACUCAAGAAGAAAUUGCAUUUCUUAAAUCACAGCUCCAGGGCAAAAGGGCUGAGGAGGACCGUGAGAACCUAGACCACACUGAAAUGAAACAGAUGGAGAGUGAGGAAAUACCUCCAGUACAAAUGAAAGCAUCUCUUGAAGAUACAACACUAGAUUGUCCCGUAAUGCAAAAUGAAGAAAGCAAUGUUCCACCAUUUGAAAAAGAGGAACAGGCUAGCACAAACCACCAACAUGAGCCAUCCAAGGAAAUAUCUCUAAACGACACUAGAUUGGAAUUUAAAUCAACAGAGCAGGACAGUGUUGAUAAAGCCUCUUCUGCUGUGUUAGAUAUUGGUCAGUAUGAAGAUGAAUUGAAAAGGCUAAGAAGCCAACUUUUAGAGCUUGAGACAAGCUCUUAUAAGUCAGAAGAAAUCUAUGAGAAAACUUUAGGUGAGAAAGCUAAGGAAAUUAGCAGCCUAACCCAACUGGUUGAGGAAUUUAAGAAGAAGGCUGAAGUCACCAGUAUUGCAUUCACUACUUUGUCUGAAGAAAGAGACCAGCUUCUUUCUCAGGUGAAGGAACUUAAUGUUAUAGCCGAACUAAAGGCUCAUGUAAAAGAACUGGAAACUAACCUUUCAGAAGCAGAAAGGCAAAGAAGAAUGGACUAUGAAAGCCAAACGACUCAGCACAACCUGCUCACUGAGCAGAUCCACAGCCUCCACAUAGAAGCCAAAUCUAAAGAUGUGAAAAUCGAGGCCCUACAGAAAGAACUGGAUGAUGUCCAGCUGCAGUUUUCUGAGCAGAGCACUCUGAUGAAAAACCUGCAGAGCCAGCUGCAGGCAAAGGAAAGUGAAGUGCGAGAGGAGGCCGAGCGUGUGAAGGACAUCUCAAAUAAGGUGGAAGAGCUUUCACAGGUUCUUUCACAGAAGGAAGUUGAUAUAGCAAAAAUGGAUCAACUUUUACUAGAGAAAAAGAAAGAAGUAGAGAUGCUCCAAAAAACUAUUGAGGAGAAAGAUCAACAAGUGACAGAACUCAGUUUCAGUAUGACAGAGAAAGUGGUUCAGCUUAAUGAAGAGAAAUUUUCUCUUGGGGUUGAAAUUAAGACUCUUAAAGAACAGCUGAACUUAUUAUCUAGAGCUGAAGAAGUGAAAAAAGAACAAGUGGAAGAAGAUAAUGAAGUUAUUUCAGGCCGUAAACAUAAUUAUGAGGAAUCAAGCCCAGCAGGGUUAAUAAGUAAAGAAGAACUUCAGCAUGAAUUAGAUCGUCUAAAGAAAGAAAGUGAGCAAAGAAAGAGAAAGCUUCAGGCGGCUCUUAUUAACAGAAAAGAGCUUCUUCAUAGAGUCAGUACCUUAGAAGAGGAACUAGCCAAAGUGAGAGAUGAAUCCAGGAAAGAGACAGCACUCAGUGAGAGUGAGAGGAAGAAAACAGAGGAAGAUAAAGAGAACAAGGAAGACUCAGAUAAAUAUCUGACUUCUAAGUGGCAAGAAAUAGAAAUGUCCUUAAAGCAGACGAUAUCUGAAAAAGAAGCAGAACUAUUGCAUGUAAGGAAGGAUUUGGAAGAAAAGGUGGUAGCAGAAGAACAGUUACAGGCUUUGGUCAAGCAGAUAAAUCAGAACCUGCAAGAUAAGACAAAUCAAAUAGAUUUGCUUCAGGCAGAAAUCAGUGAAAGCCAAGCAGUCAUCCAGAAGUUAACUGCAGGUAACCAGGAUGCCAGCACUGGAAACUCAGCAGAACUUAUAAAAGAAACAUUAGAGCGCAACCCAGCCACUGCUGAUAGUGGAGAACACUGGAAAACAGAAAUGCAAGAAAAGACACUGAAUCUUGAAAAAGAAAAGGAGCAACUUCAAAAAAAACUUCAGGAAGCUUUGGCUUCACGCAAGGUGAUUCUAAAAAAGGCACAAGAGAGAGAAAGACUUCUUAAGGAGGAGCUAAAGCAACAAAAAGAUGAGUAUAAUUGCUUGCAAGAACAGUUUGAUGAACAAAGCAAGGAAAAUGAGAACAUUGGAACCCAACUAAAGCAACUCCAGAUUCAGUUAAGGGAGCCCAUAGACAGAAAACUCCCAGACACUGACCAGCAGGAACCAUGCUCUCCCACUCAAACAUCAGAAGAGCCUCUGUUCAAAGGCACUGAUCAGCAUCCUACUCAACUGAUGUUGGGGUCAAAUGUGUGCCCAGCCUUACCUUCUCAUCCUGGAGAUAAAAAUGUUCUCCAGGAUCAUACUUCUGUUGUCCAGAUUAAGGCCCAGUUGAAAGAAGUACAGGCUGAGAAAGAAGAAUUAGAAUUUAAAAUUAGUUCUGCAACAAGGGAGCUUACUAAAAAAUCAGAAGAAGUAUUUCAGUUACAAGAACAGAUAAAUAAACAGGAUUUAGAAAUCCAGAGUCUGAAGGCAUCAACCUGUGAAGCCGAAGCCCACGUCGAAAGCCUGAAGCAAGAAUUGGAAAGCAGUCAACUAGAAAUUGCUGGUCUAGAACAUCUAAGAACAUUACAGCCUGAGCUAGACAAACUUCAAAAACUCAUGAGCAAAAAGGAGGAAGAAGCCAGUUACCUUUCUGGGCGACUUAGCGAGAAAGAAGAAACUCUUAGUAAAGUACAGACAGAAAUAACAGAACAAGAGGAGUUGAUUAAAGCGCUGCACACACAACUGGAAAUGCAAGCCAAAGAGCAUGAUGAGAGAAUGAAGCAGUUACAGGUGGAACUUUGUGAACUAAAGCAGAAACCGAAAGAGACUGGAGAAGAAAGUAAAGAAAAGCAGCAGAUACAGAGGAAACUGCAAGCUGCCCUUAUUUCCCGAAAAGAAGCACUCAAAGCGAAUAAGAGUCUCCAAGAGGAGUUGUCUUCAGCCAGAGAUACCAUUGAACACCUCACGAAGUCUCUGGCCAAUGUGGAAAGCCAAGUUUCUGCUCAAAAUAAGGAAAAUGAUGCAUUCUUAGGAAGGUUGGCUCUUCUUCAGGAAGAAAGAGACAAACUCAUUGCAGAAAUAGACAGGUCCUUACUGGAAAAUCAAAGUCUCAGUGGCUCUUGUGAAAGUCUGAAACUAGCUCUAGAGGGUCUUACUGAAGACAAGGAAAACUUGGUAAAGGAAAUUGAAUCCUUGAGAUGUUCAAAGAUUGCAGAGAAUACUGAAUGGCAAGAGAAACAUAAGGAAUUACAAAAAGAGUAUGAAAUUCUCCUGCAGUCCUAUGAGAAUGUUAGUAAUGAAGCAGAAAGGAUUCAGCAUGUGGUAGAAACUGUGAGACAAGAGAAGCAGGAACUGUAUGGAAAGCUAAGAAGCUCAGAAACAAACAAAAAAGAGACAGAAAAGCAGUUACAGGAAGCUGAACGAGAAAUGGAUGAAAUGAAAGAAAAAAUGAGAAAGUUUGCUAAAUCCAAGCAACAGAAAAUCUUAGAGCUAGAAGAAGAGAACGAUCGCCUUAGAGCCGAGGCACACCCUGAGGGAGGUACAGCUCAGGAACGUAUUGAAGUACUUCUUUCUUCAAAUUCCAGCAUGAAGGAAGAACUAGAAAGGGUCACAACAGAGUAUAAAACACUUUCGAAGGAAUUUGAGGCCUUAGUGGCCGAGAAAGACAUCCUAAGUGAAGAAGUUCGAGAUUUAAAGCAUCAAGUAGAAAGUAAUGUAUCUAAACAUGUCAGUCUAGAGGCCACAGAACACCCUAAUAACCACCAGGAUGCCAUAGAAGAAGGCGCACAGGCUGUGCCAGGCAACGUUCAAAAGCAAGAAUCUCUGAGUGUGAGCACAAAGCCUGAUGAAGACAAAGGUGUUUUCUCAGAGAACAUUGCCAAGCCUGACGUGAGUGAGAAUUUCAGCUCACAUGAUGAAAUUAAUAACUGCUUACAGCAGCUUGAUCAGCUUAAAGAAAGAAUUACUGACUUAGAAUUGGAGAAGCAGAAAGACAAAGAAUUUAGUCAGACUUUAGAAAAUGAGAAAAAUGCUUUACUGAGCCAAAUAUCAACAAAGGAUAGUGAACUAACAAUGCUUCGAGAAGAAGUAACCAAAAUAAACCUGUUAAAUCAGCAAAUCCAAGCAGAACUCUCCAGAGUAACCAAAUUAAAAGAGACAGCAGAAGAAGAAAAAGAUGAUUUAGAAGAGAGGCUGAUGAAUCAACUAGCAGAACUUAAUGGAAGCAUUGGGAAUUAUUAUCAGGAUGUUACAGAUGCCCAAAUAAAAAAUGAGCAACUACAAUCUGAAAUGCAGAACCUUAAAAAGUGUGUGAGUGAAUUGGAAGAAGAAAAACAGCAGCUAGUCAAGGAAAAAAACCAGGUAGAAUCAGAAGUACGAAAGGAAUAUGAAAAAAUACAAGGUGCUCACAAAGAGCCUGGCAGUAAAAGCCAUGCAAAAGAACUGCAGGAGUUGUUAAAAGAAAAGCAACAAGAGGUAAAGCAAUUGCAGAAGGACUGUAUAAGGUAUCAAGAGAAGAUUAGUGCUCUGGAAAAAACUGUUAAGGCUCUAGAAUUUGUUCAGACCGAAUCCCAGAAGGAUUUAGAGAAAACCAAAGAAAAUUUGGCCCAAGCAGUUGAACACCGCAAAAAGGCACAAUCAGAAUUAGUUAGUUUCAAAGUAGUACUUGAUGAUACUCAGAGUGAAGCAGCAAGGGUCUUAGCAGACAAUCUCAAGUUGAAAAAAGAACUUCAGUCAAAUAAAGAAUCAGUGAAAAGCCAAAUGAAACAAAAAGAUGAAGAUCUUGAGCGAAAAUUGGAACAGGCGGAAGAGAAACACCUGAAAGAGAAGAAGAACAUGCAAGAGAAGCUGGAUGCUUUGCAUAGAGAAAAGGGCCACUUUGAAGAGAUGAUGGAAGAGAUUCAGGUUACUUUAAGCAAGAAAGACAAGGAGAUGAAGCAACUGCAGGAAAACUUGGACAGUACGGUGGCCAAGCUUGCAGCCUUCACUAGGAGCAUGUCUUCCCUCCAAGAUGAUCGUGACAGAGUGAUAGAUGAAGCUAAGAAGUGGGAAAGAAAGUUUGGUGAUGCCAUUCAAACCAAAGAAGAAGAAAUUCGACUCAAAGAGGAGAACUGCAAUGUUUUAAAGGAUCAACUUAGACAAAUGUCUAUCCAUGUGGAGGAAUUACAGAUCACUAUUUCCAGGCUAGAACAUGACAAGCAGAGUUGGGAGGCAAAGGCCCAGACAGACAUCCAGCAUCACCAGAAGGUUUGUGAUACUUUACAGGGGGAAAACAAAGAACUUCUCUACCAGCUAGAAGAGACUCGACACCUGUACCAUAAUUCUCAGAAUGAAUUAGCUAAAUUGGAAUCAGAACUUAAGAUUCUCAGGGACCAGGCAACUGAUUUAAAUGAGUCUUUAGAAAAAUGUAAGGAUCAUAAAGAAAAUCUGGAAGGCAUCAUAAAGCAGCAAGAAGCUGAUAUCCAGAAUUGUAAAUUCAAUUGUGAACAACUAGAGACUGAUCUCCAGGCCUCCAGAGAGCUGACUGGGAAGCUGCAUGAAGAAAUAAAUACGAAAGAACAGAAGAUUAUAAGUCUGCUUUCUGACAAGGAAGAAGCAAUCCAAAUAGCUGUUGCCGAACUGCAUCAGCAGCAUGAUAGAGAAAUUAAAGAACUAGAAAACCUGCUGUCCCAAGAGGAAGAAGAGAAUAUUGUUUUAGAAGAGGAAAACAAAAAAGCCUUUGACAAAACCAAUGAGCUUAUAGAUACGCUUGAAAUUAUCAACAAAGAAAACAUUCAACUUAAGAUUCAGUUGGAUUCUUUUGUUAAGUCCAUGGCCUCUCUCCAGGAUGACCGAGAUCGAAUAUUAAGUGACUAUCAGCAGCUGGAAGAGCGACAUCUCUCUAUAAUCCUGGAAAAAGACCAACUCAUCCAAGAUGCUGCUGCUGAAAAUAAUAAGCUUAAGGAAGAAAUUCGAGGGUUGAGAGGUCAUAUGGACGAUCUCAAUUCUGAAAAUGCCAAGCUAGAUGCAGAACUGAUCCAGUAUAGGGAAGACCUGAACCAAGUGAUUACAAUAAAGGACUGUCAGCAAAAGCAACUUCUUGAUGCUCAACUGCAGCAAAAUAAGGAGCUGAAAAAUGAAUGCGUAAGGUUAGAAGAAAAGCUGAAGGAGUCUGAGGAAGCAAAGAAAAAUCUGCAGAGAUCUUCAGACGUCCUCCAAGAGGAGAAAUUUGGUUUAUCUAAAGAAGUGGAGAGCUUGAAAUCAUCUGUAUCCCAAAUGAAGAAACAGGUAACAGCCUUGCAAGAAGAAGGUACUUUAGGUGUAUAUCAUGCCCAGUUAAAUGCGAAAGAGGAAGAGGUUGAAAGGUUAAAUACAGUACUUUCCUCCUCUCAGAAGAGAAUUACAGAACUGGAAGAGGAAUUAGUUUCUGUUCAAAAGGAAGCUAGCAGGAGGGUAGAAGAAAUGGAGGAUAAACUGAAGAAGGAAUUAAAGCAUCUCCAUCAUGAUGCAGGGAUAAUGAGAAAUGAAACUGAAACAGCAGAAGAGAGGGUGGCAGAACUAGCAAGAGAUCUGGUGGCAGUGGAACAGAAGUUAUUCAUGGUCACCAACGAAAAUAAGGAUCUCAUGGCACAAGUUCAGUCUUUUGGCAGGUCUAUGGAUUCUUUGCAAAAUAGUAGAGAUCAUGCCAAUGAAGAACUUGAUGAGCUCAAGAGGAAGUAUGACACCAGUCUGAAGGAGUUGGCCCAGCUGAGAGAACAAAAGGGCCUCCUAAAUGCAGAGAGCGAUACUUUGCUUUCUCAAGCUGCCUUUCCCCUGAGCACCACUGAGGACAGUUUUUCUCGCCUUGAGAAACUUAACCAGCAGCUCAUAUCCAAAGAUGAGCAACUGCUUCACUUGUCCUCACAACUAGAGGAUACCCACAACCAAGUGCAGUCCUUUUCCCAGGCCAUGGCCAGUCUUCAGAAAGAAAGAGACCAUCUAUGGAGUGAGCUGGAGAAAUUGCGGAAGUCCGAAGAUGGGAAGCAGAGAUCUGCAGCUGCAGCCCAGCCCACCCUGAGCCCAGCAGAAGUACAGAGUUUGAAAAGAGCCAUGUCUUCUCUCCAGAAUGACAGAGACCGACUACUGAAGGAAUUGAAGAAUCUGCAGCAGCAGUACUUACAGAUUAAUGAAGAGAUCACUGAGUUACGACCAUUAAAGGCUCAGCUCCAAGAGUAUCAAGAUAAGACAAAAACGUUUCAGAUGAUGCAAGAAGAGCUCAGGCAGGAAAACCUCUCCUGGCAGCAUGAGCUCCAUCAGCUGAGGAUGGAGAAGAGUUCGUGGGAAAUGCAUGAAAGGCGAAUGAAGGAGCAAUACCUUAUGGCUAUCUCAGAUAAAGAUCAACAGCUUGCUCAUUUGCAGAAUCUUCUAAGGGAAUCGAGGUCUUCUUCUCAGCCUCAGACUCUCAAAACACAAUACCAAAGACAGGCAUCUCCAGACACUUCAGCUUCCUUACCUGGCUCACAGAACCUAGUUUAUGAGAUAGAACUUCUAAAGACCCAGCUCAAUGACAGCUUAAAGGAAAUUCACCAAAAAGAAUUAAGGAUUCAACAAUUAAACAGUAAGUUCUCUCAGCUACUCGAAGAGAAAAACACCCUGUCCAUCCAGCUGUGCAAUACCAGCCAGAGUCUCCGGGAGAACCAGCAGCACUGCAGUAACCUCUUUAACCACUGUACAGCCUUGGAGAAACAGGUGCAGGAGCUGCAGGCGGUGCCACCCAAUGCGGAUGUUGCUCCAGGAGCUCCCCAGGAAAAGAAUGGAGUUUAUAGAAAGAGUGAACCUGAGGAAGUGAAGGAGCUACAGCAAAGCUUUUCUGAAGCCCCACAGCAACUGUGCAAUACUAAACAAGAAAUGAAUGAAUUAAGGAAACUACUGGAAGAAGAACGAGACCAAAGAGUGGCUGCGGAGAAUGCCCUCUCUGUGGCAGAGGAGCAGAUCAGGCGGUUGGAGCACGAUUGGGACUCUGUCCGCACUCCUAUCAUUGGCUCCUGUGGCACUCAGGAACAGGCCCUGUUAAUAGAUCUUACAAGCAGCAGCUGUCGAAGGAGCCGGAGUGGCGCUGGAUGGAAGCGAGUACUGCGUUCACUCUGCCAUUCCCGGACCCGAGUGCCAAUGCUGGUGGCCAUCUACCUUAUAAUGGUUCAUGUCCUACUCAUUCUGUGUUUCACCGGUCAUCUAUAAACUUAGUUGUUACCAUUUGGACCACCCCUCUUAGAACUUGGAAUUCCCUCACAUCUAAUGUUGGAACUGUCAAUUCCAGUGGAAUAGUCUUCCCAUGUACAGGUUAUCUUCUCCAACUUUCCAUGGGAAGUGCCUGCAAAAACAAGCUGCUGUGAGAACAGGUUCAAGCUGCGGGGCCCAGCAAGUCUGCUAUCUGCUACUGACUGCCCAGGCCCUGAACACGUCUGCCGAAUUUGAGAAGCCUCACAGUUGGUUUUGCUGAGCCUAGCAUUUGUUCAGAUUUUGCAGGUCCUCAUCUUUUAUGGUCCUGUAAAGUACUAAGACAUGUUUCUGCCAAGCCAAGAGGAUGGUUCCAAUAAAUCAACAAUCUGAAGUUCAGUAUCAUUUUGAUGAAUAACUUUCUUUGCCUCACUGCCUCUGUUUUUCCUGCUCCAGGAGGAAGGUAAACAGUUGUGGGGAAUGAACACAUCACCUCAGAGGAUAUGUAUCCCGGUUUCUUUCAGAGGAUGGAAACUAGAUCUCUUCGGGAGUUUAACUGUUGGGCCACAGGGAAGGGUAGAAUCAUCCUUUCUGUUCUGACUACCCCAGAGAGUUAUUGGUCUUGGACUGUAAAGACAGGACCCCAUUGGCAUAUGCCUUUGACCACAGGUAGGCUAAGUUAUUAAGUAGUUGGUGCCUGUCCUGUCACUGAAAAUCAGGAAUAACCAGCUAUGAACUACAGGGGUCAGAUUCAUGUCAUUCCUGUUGGUAUACCUCCAUGUGUAUUCUGAGUCAGUGCCAGAAGCCAGCAGGAGCCAGUCCAAGUUGGGGCAUUGGCCCUCGGCUGGGGUCUGACUGAUCUGAUGGCCAUACUGCAGCUCCUGGCUUCUGGAAGUACUGAGCUACUAUGCUGUUGGCAAUAGUUUAUUCUUGCUUCUCACCCUGUAGUUAACCACCCUCUGUGGGAACGGGAGGCUGAGCAAAUGGAAGAAUAUAGAGAAAACAAAUCUAGACCUGAGAACAAGAGCCAGGAGUGAAUUCCACUGUGCCUGUUUUUCAUUCCCUCCCCUUGCCAGUUGGUUGUUUCUUCAUUACACCACCUAAGGACAAGAGAAGACUGGUGGACUAACUAAUCUGCUCUAAAUCUUUGGUUUGUGGUGAUUAAUCUGGGUUAUAGUAACAUUCCUGAACUACUGUAAAAUAAUAAAAACUAUUUUUAGAAUGAUAAA